Lasiodiplodia theobromae is the source of this 3216-nucleotide messenger RNA. Its product is annotated as Fumonisin biosynthetic transcription factor. The transcript is spliced from 16 exons. NCBI's taxonomy places the organism in Eukaryota, Fungi, Ascomycota, Dothideomycetes, Botryosphaeriales, Botryosphaeriaceae. Bases 1 to 3216 code for a protein of 1071 amino acids. The record is from RefSeq and is a predicted model, not a curated record.
AUGGCCCCUCCAAUGGCUGAGUACGCUACUGGGAAAAAACGCAUUGUUGAAACCUGGGGCAGCUUGAAGCUCCUGCUCUCACUCGACGGAGAGGGGCUUGCGAAGGUUGCCGACAGAAAAAGGUCCGAUGUGACGGAGGACGACCAUGUAGCUACUGUGACGUUUGUCAAUCCUACCAAAAGCAUUCGUAAGGGCAUCUCUGACACCAGGAACAGCGGAAUGGAUCCAUCUGCGAAUAUCUUCCCGUACGAGAUUCCCGUCGGUCACAUCACACCGUACUCGUUCGAAUCCGCGAGCACACCGGUCCUUGACAAGCUUCUCGAGCAAUUAUCGUCAUCAGACAACACAGCCCCAUUUGAGGACUUUGAAUUUCCUUACGGGCCGACACCCACACCCACUCAGAACGAUGUCCAAGACAGUGCAGCCGGAACGGUUAUGGGAGACGAAACGGUAUUCGGCAACUACGAAAACCAUUUUCCAGGCUUGGAAACCCUUAUUUGGAAUGCACACCAGAACAAUCUGAUACAAGACUGGGCGGCAUGGACGCCGAGCUCGUCGGAAAGUAGGAGAGGAAGUAGUUCAUCCCAGUCCAUCUUCGGGCCCCUCCUCGCGCGGAUUGUCGCUGAGGAGAACGAGGAUGGCGAAGUUUACACGGGUCCGAAAAGGCCAGCUGCUACCAUAUCGCUUCAGCAAGCACACGUCAGAAGUCGCAGACAAAGGGUGGUCGUGGAGAGGGUCGAGAACCUACUUUCGCCUGAAAAUGAGCUUUGUGUCUCUUCGCUCUUGUCGGACGACGGACCCAGUCGUGAUUACCAUAGCUUGGACCUGACAUCACUUCCAACCGAGCGCUUGAUACAAACAACUUUCUGCGAGCCAGGAGGCUUGAAUACCUUCCUCAAGGGGGCUUUCGUCAGAAACAUACAGGCGACCUUGAAUUCAUCCUCGAAACCAUCCAUUCGCGUCGAAGACAUAUCACUGUUGAUCACUACGCUUGCUUGGGGUGCCUUGUUGGAUCACAACAUCGAAGACCGUACCAGAACAACUUUGAUAGAUCUCGCUUGUGACGCAUCCAAAGCACUGUGUGCUCAGAAGGACACAAUCCGAAAGUUUCUGGCCCUCGUCGCUGCACUCUGCUUGGUCGAGAAGACGGGAUCGAGGAUCAUGUACAAUUUGCUCGUCAACAGCGCUUCAACGGCGGCGGCUCUGGGAUUGCAUCUGGAGCCAAUCAUUCUCAACCGGUGUGGCGGCGAUGAGGAAGUGGUUGAAGUCCAGCGCACUAUGUGGAUGCUUUACUGUAUCGAGAAAUCCUUCGCCCUGAGAGUACAAACCUUCUCCAUUCUCGGCGAUGAUUUCCUUCCGACAGCCAUCAUUCCAAAAUGUAGGGCGACAGAAACUACUACGCCCAUACCAUCAGCAGACUGGCUGGAGAUCCGGUCCAAAUACGCCAGGAUUUGCUCAAAUAUCCUGCAGCUGCGCGGGAGCUUGAAGGGAAACGCAACCAUGGACAGUUCUGGUGCAACGUUGGCACUGUCAGCGGCGCUGAAGGAGUGGUAUGCGUCAACCGACACAGGCCCCGUUAUCUCUUCCGCGCCCGAUGAGGCAGGUGUGCGGAUCAGGCGGCAGAUGUUCAACCACUACCACGAGGCACUGCUGCAUCUGGGAAGCCUAAGCCUGUCUCUGGAUAGCUGCUUAUCUGCAGGCUGCGAGCAGAGCAAGACUCUGCGCAGGGAAUCUCUCAGGGAAGUUAUCACGUCAUCCAAUACCAUUUCCUCGGAUAGCUUUUUACAAGAUGUCAACCACACCUACGUCACGAAGCUCGCUUUGUGCUUGCUCGCAAUCGACAUAGUCCAGGGAUCAGACAGCGGGUGCAGCAAGGAGGACCACGCUUUGCUGAGCGUCGCUUCCGGAUUCUUCGCCAGAAAACAAAUCCUGUUGCCAAGGAACGACCUCUAUCGAUAUCUCUACCCUUAUCAGGCCGAGGUUUUAUCGUCAGAUGCAAGUUAUGCACAACAGUGUUAUCCCGACGAGACGAGCGCGCGCUGUGAGCAUGGCAAUCAAUACAGGACCCAAAACGGACAGAUCAACACCACAUGGGGAACCUGGACACCUAUUCCAUCCCUCAUGAUGCCCGAUGCCGAUGUGACCCUGACCUUCCUCUCCCCGAACUGGAUCUUGUUUGCCGAGGAAGUCGACGACCCGUUGUACUCCGCCCAUCGACACAUCGCGAAGCUUGGAGCGGACACCGGCGAAGGAAGCGGGGCCACAAUCGACGCCAUCAUGGCCGACGAGCCCGCAUCUCCCCUCGUCUGCAUCGCCCAGCAACAGUACUGCAACCCCAACCUCGACGGCGGCGCCCGAUGCGCGCCUAUGGCCAGCAGUCUCGAUUCCUUCCGGCUCGGCGAAGCGCUCUGGCCGGACGAACAGCAAAAGCGCAUCUACCGCUGGAUCUGGCUCCUCGUCGACAGCAGCGCCGACAUCGCCGCCUCCGGCUUCCAGGGCCCGCUCGCCGCGGACCAGUGGCAGCAGGACCUCGAGUACCAGCACAACGUCUCCCUGUCCAACCUCCAAAGCAUGGCCGUGCUCUUCGCGGACGGGCCGUCCGACCCGGACGUGCUGCGGUACCGCCAGCCCCCGCGCAACGCGCAAGAGCGCAGGCUCUGUCGCAGCCAGAAAGUUUUCAGCCGCGCCUACCUCCACUUUUCCAUCCUCGGCCUGUCGCUGACGCUCGCCAUCGGCAGCGCCAUCAUCGUCCUUUCCUACGUCCUCGAGCCGGUCGUCAGCUACUUCCAGCGGCGCCGCAACUUGGACCCGUACGCCCGCCUGGAGUGGGCGAGCAACGAAACGCUCCAGCUGCAGCGGCUGGCGCACGAGGAGCUGGGCGUCGGGUCGUGGAGGAGAUGUCUCGAGGCUGUGCCGACGACGGGGAGGGGGGAGAUGUUGGCGGUGCUGGAUGUGGGGGAUUUGGAACAUCCCAGGUUGAGGGCGGUAGGGCCCGGGUUAGAGGUUGUCAUCGCCAUGGAGAGUGAGGAGGGGAGAAGCUUGGUGAACAGGGAAGAUGAGAAGGAGGAUGAUGAAGUUGCGGUUGAGGGCAUUGGAACAGAAGAUGAAGACAUAAUUCCUUUGGAGAUUGAUGAGAGGCGCGUACAUAAGACAAAUAGCUCCUAUAGGCAUCAUCAACUUGACGCCGUAGGGGAAAGCCGGGUGAGCCUCCUUUGA